Spirometra erinaceieuropaei is the source of this 2915-nucleotide messenger RNA. Lineage: Eukaryota; Metazoa; Platyhelminthes; Cestoda; Diphyllobothriidea; Diphyllobothriidae. The record is from the annotation of a GenBank genome assembly.
AUGCUUUUUCAGUUGUCUUUCGACGAGUUCAGAUACAUUUUUGAUGUAUGGGAGGGUCCGCCAGGUGAAAGUCUUACAGAGGAAGAACAAUUUACAAUUCGCAACAGUACGGUACAGGCCUUGAAGAACAGAAAGAAGUUCUCAACUUUGUCUGGCGAUGAAAAGAAAGCCCUAAAUUCACUUAAAGCUGAUGAAAACAUCAUCAUUCUGCCCGCUGACAAAGGAGGCUCCACCACCAUAAUGAACAAGACGGAUUACACAGAGAAGAUGAUGACACUAUUAAAAGACGAAUCCACCUACGAACCCCUAGAUGCUGACCCCACAAAAUCGGAGAAUUCAUGCAUCGAGAAAACACUAAAGCGCCUUACAGGAAAGAAAUUAAUCUCAGGAGUUCUGGCUAAAUCCUUAAAACAAGACGAACCCACAAUUGCCAAAAUAUAUGGACUUCCUAAAGUUCACAAAGUAGGUAUUCCACUGCGACCGAUAGUCUCCCUAAUCGGUGCACCAAACUACAAGAUUUCUAAGUGGUUAUUUCACCAUCUGCAUCCACUUACAAAGGACUCUGAGAACUCCAUUGAAGAUUCAAAUGAGUUCCUAGACAAAUUAAAAGGAGUAAGUGUUGCUACCGACGAGCUAAUGGUUUCAUUCGAUGUAGUCUCCCUCUUCACCUCGAUUCCAUUAGAUUUAGCGAGACACUGCACCGAAAAACUCCUUCAGACCUACACCACUGAUGUGCCUGCCGAUGCUCUACUCCAACUACUUGAUGUUUGUCUAGAAACCAACUUUUCUUUCGCCAACCAAUGUUAUCGGCAACUGAAAGGUGCUCCUAUGUGUUCGCCUAUAUCUGGCUUUCUAGCAGAAGCCAUAAUGCAGAAACUGGAGUCUAUAGCCCUUCCAAAAAAUUAUCCAAAACUAUGGCUAUGCUAUGUUGAUUAAACAUUUGCCAUUGUCAAGAGAAACUUGUUUGACACGGUUAAAUAGUUAACUGUUUUUGUACAUUGCCCAAAAGUCUGACGACGAGCUGGGGAACCAGACUCGUUAAGUUUAGUCCCUCUGCCAUAAUUUAAAGGUUUCCGUAAGGGUUACAUAUAAGGCCACUUGGCAGGACUCAGGAGUGAUAAAGUCCAGUCGUUAUUUAAAAAGUUCUAUCAGGCGAUUGGCAAAGAGGAUGUUUCGGGGCAAUUUAAGCUUAUUUGCCAUUCUUAUUGGACAGAAAAAUAACCAUGGACUCGGGGAAUUGAAAGUGCAACUGAGGUUUUUACAGAUUAAGGUUAAUAAACUUUUGGGCUUUUAGCUAAUACCUGUGUUGUUAGUACGGUAAAAUCAUUGCACAAUUAUAUACUACUGGGUUCCUGUUGGCAGUUUUUGAAUAUAAAGCGAUUAUUCCGCAGUAGCUGAUGGUUUUCAGCUCAAAUAUUCAUAUCAAAAUUUGGAGCGUGCCUGGAAAGGCCCGUUUCGCAAGAUUUACUCCAAGUUCGCGCAUUAAUUUCCACGGAAAUUAAACACGGCAAGUUAAAAGUGGAGUUCUUACAGCAGAAAACACACAGGAAAGCUGGGGGACCCACUGACGAGCUGAACCCCUCGCAGCUGCGUCAGACAGCGGCAUAAGCUCGGCGAAACACGCGUGUCUGGGCUUUUAGCUAAUACCUGUGUUCUUAGUACGGUAAAAUCAUUGCACAUUUCCAAGGUUAAUAAUAUUUGAUUUAUACGGAUUUUGGACACAAGCGGGUAGUCAGCAGUCACUUACUUAGGGAAUCGCUUUCUACUCUUUGCUCACUGAGUAAAAAAUGCCAACUUGCAGAUAUUUGAACAAGUAGAUUAUCCAAGGGGCGUGAAACUUCUGGGCAUGAUUUUGGAUCUAUUUUUUUCUUCGUGCACCGAAAAAAAACAAGAUAUUUGCAUAGUUUUUCAAAAACCGCAGUUAGGCAGCACUUUCUUUACCGAACAUUUGUAAGAAAACAAAUAGUAUUUAACCUGAAGGGAAAAACGUCAUUUUUUGCAAAAGUUAAAGGAGAGAGGUUAAUUAGAUUUUGGAUGCAGGACAUGAAAAAGCAGUUGUUUAAGAUAUGGUCUGAAAAACGGUCAGACGUAUCUUAUUACCUCUUAGACAUCAUUUCCAACGCAUAACUUUGUAAACAGCUGUUGUUUUGGUUGUUUACUGAGACGAUUCACCAAGAUCUACGGUGUUAGAAACUAUGUGCUUGGAAUAUGUGGGAUGUUUUACAAUGCAACGCAUAGUGCAAGCACGAAAGGCGGUCGCGGGAGCCCGGUGGCGUGCGAUUAAUGUACCACGCUGUCCUAAACUGAAACCCAACUCUUAACUUCGACCUUCCGAAUCUCUAUGUUGCCAAAGGAAAUAACAUGACAAACAAAUGAAGGUAGGCGGUGUGUUUCCACAUACGGUAGCCCUCUCCCUAACAUAAAGCAAUCAUGCGGAAGGAGCGACAGUGAUCCCAUUAGACUGACACAAUUAAUUCAAGUCAUCUACCCGCUAAACAAAUUCAUGAUCCAUAGCGGGGUUCGAGAGCUGCCUGGGAUAACUUUACAGCAUUAUUUUGAUGAGGCACUCCCUACCCUCACCCCGGCGGGUAGGGACUAAGAAAGGUGUCUUAAGCGUAUCCCGGUGGCUGUGACUUGUGAACGAAUAAAACAAAACCCACGUUUCGCUGCCUUCUUUCAGACUGGCUGAGUGGUAUGCAUCGCAGUGGUUGUACCUCUUCGGGUCCGCAAACCUUCUCCUCAACCCAUAACUUCCUUCACAGACCGUGGCCACCACCAGUAACCCCGCUGAAGAAAACUCUUUCACCCACACUCCGAUAUUCCUUCUCACCACAACAGAUGUCAAUCUAGUCCCAACCUUCCCCCUUUACGAUAGCACCUUCACACUGCAGAUCGGCCUGGUCAUUCGCUCGUAA